This is a messenger RNA of Gamsiella multidivaricata, 1255 nucleotides long. RefSeq lists its product as uncharacterized. The transcript has 2 exons. The coding region runs from base 254 to 1171 and encodes 305 amino acids. Lineage: Eukaryota; Fungi; Mortierellomycota; Mortierellomycetes; Mortierellales; Mortierellaceae. The record is from RefSeq and is a predicted model, not a curated record.
UUCUUCAUUGACCUCCACCGUUCCUUUUCUUUACAACCACUCUCCCCCCCGUUCAUUUCCCUCUAUCGACAUGUACAUAUCUCGUUCUUUUUUCUAGCGUCCGCAUAUCUGAUCAACACUACCUCCCCUACUUUUUGUGCCUCACACAUCCCUACUACCCAAGUGAGUCUUCACAACCGAGAAGAACACAACAGAAAGCAAACGUUCAUACUUUUUCACAACUGCAAAAAAGAUAAAAAAAAACAACCCCGAAAUGAAGUUCUUUGCACCGUCACUUGCCGGAGCAUUGGUCUUGGUCACUAUCGUUAUCACCCCCCGCACCCAAUUCAUCAAUGCCGAGGGUCUGUGGUUCAUCCGGAGCAACAAACCCGUCCAUGCCCAAGAGAACCAGUACGAGGUCAAAGACGCCCAAAACGACAUCAUACCUCAGGCCCACGAUAUCCUGCACGCCUCAAUCGCCGGCUCCUCGGAUCUACCAACCACAACACUCGACGUCUCGAACACUCCAGCGACACCACCUCCCGGAUACGAACCUACGUUGGCGACCAUGAUCAAUACCCCUAAAGCCCCGGACGAACCAUAUUUCCGGUAUGCGGUCAUGGAUGCGGUCCGUGAGAAAGUUGGUCGUUUCACCGAUGCUGCCAAAGCUGCGAUCGCCCCCAACACAGAGGAUGAGAUCUUUCUGAACGAGGGCCUCGAUGAAGGGGCGACCGUGCCACUGGGCAAUAAGGAGACAGUUAUCGAGGAUGAGGACAAGAAGAAGGGCCAUAUCCUGACCAGACGCGGAGAUGCAGUCCCCAAUCAUGACAACGACAAUGCAGAGAAGGACGCGCAUAGCCAUCACCGCUUCAUGAACUGGUUCGCCUCUAUGCUCUCUGCAUCCGGAACCUCCUUGGAAGAAGUAGAUGUAGAGGCCACCACUCAGGAUAGUAAAGUUUCAACCAAACCUGGAAACGACGGGCCUGAUCAUGUCCAGGUCUCUGAUAUUAAACCCAACGAAAAUCCAAGCCAUGGCGACGGUCACAUCGUUAGAAUCCUGCGGAUCUUUUUUGACAAGGUCAAGCGAGUCAUACCGAUAGACUUGGGCGGGGAAGAAGAAGCAGAGGCCGAAGAUGAUACCGACAACAGCCUCACCCACCCAGCUCACAUCCUGAAGGAUCAGGAGGAAUAGACUUGCAGAGGCCAAGAAGGCCACUGCGGAGAAGGCCACGACCGAGAAACUGAGGAAGGAUUACGAGAAAGAAAUAAAAAGAAG